AGCGCAACAGUGGAAAGCACCCAGAAAUGAUAGUGUUAACCACCGCAAAAAAACCGACAUGAACGGUAGAAACGGCAAGGUCUUAGAUUAGAGAAGCAAGCCGUCUCUUUCUCUCCCGCAUCAUCGUGACUCACAAGUCACACCCCUUUCCCCACUUUCUCUCUCCCCACUUUCUCUCCCACAAAAUAACUUUCCUUUACCUUUCAAGCACUGAGUUGAAUACACACACACACCCAUAAACCAAAACGCUAACCUCUUAUUUGUUUACAUACAUAUACAUAUAUCCAUAUGAAUGAGCAUAAGCAACGAGGUCAGGCUUUUCUUGGAGGACUUGUUUCGCAUCAUCUUAGCUAUCUAUACUGUUGUUGUUGGUUUCAUGAGCAGCAACAGCAGAGUUUGCAGCGAUGAAAGACCGUAGGAAACGAGAUGUUGUUUCAUGGAACAGGUUCUUUUGGUGCACUCUUUUUCUUGUCUUCUCUUGUGUUCUCUUCUCUGGCUUCACUUUCUCCACUUUUCGCUUCUUCUUCUUUGGAGAAAAGUUUCACCCGGAAAUUGUCUCAACAUGGCGGACGCCGGCGAUGGAGGCACUUUCCGGCGAUUCUUCUGCUGUUCUGGCACCAUCAAUUCGUGAAACAGUUAUGCUUCCAGACCAGGUUCUAGUUUUCCUAAAAUACCCUCCAUCGUCUCGGUUAUUUACCAAAGAGGACCUCCUGUGCGUUUAUAUCUCGGCUAAUAAAUCAUCAUCCCAGUCGCAGCGCUGGCUGCCCCCAAUUCACAUAGACGGUAAGGAUGCCGAUGACCAGAUCGUACGGUGUCCACUCAUUCCACGUGGCUACACUGUUUCGCUAUCUUUGAAAUCUGGCGGCUAUAUCCAUCCGGGACCCACUCACAAGUGGGAAUCGCUUGUCUAUGAAGCCUUGAUAGACCGUGAUAAUACUACAGUUGUUUUUGUGAAGGGGCUUAAUCUACGGCCGGAGAAACUUUCUAACGCUUCAAGGUUUGAGUGUGUGUACGGCUGGGAUUUUAGGAGACCCAAGUUUUUGCUACGAUCCCAAGUCAUAUCAAUGGCUCAAGAGAUCGUACGGUGUAAAACCCCUUUGAGUGUCUUGGGUGCCCCACAAAUGGUCAACAGUUCCAUCAAGGUAUCCAUUAGAGUCAAAGGUAGAGGAACAUUACACUCCAUAGCCCGCCCGGGGCUCCGGUCGAUGCCCCAACGUGGUCCACCGGAACGAAAACCGCAUGAAAUGUGCAUAUGCACCAUGCUACGCAAUCAAGCUAGGUUCUUAAGAGAAUGGGUCAUGUACCAUGCCCAAGUUGGAGUACAGAGUUGGUACAUUUACGACAACAACAGUGAUGAUGACAUUGAAGAUGUUAUGGAGUCACUAGUCCAGGCGGGUUUUAACAUUUCUAGGCAUGUUUGGCCAUGGAUCAAGACCCAGGAAGCAGGGUUCGCACACUGCGCGCUAAGGGCACGAGAGUCGUGCGAGUGGGUUGGCUUCAUAGAUGUAGAUGAGUUUUUUUACUCUCCUCUGGGGUUAAGUUUGCAUGAUGUGAUUAGCAAUCAAUCGGAGUCUGGAAAUAACGUUGCUGAGAUACGUACUUCGUGCUACAGUUUUGGGCCGUCAGGGCUCAAGCAUGUUCCUCCACAAGGAGUGAUGGUAGGGUAUACGUGCCGACUUGGAGCACCGGAGAGACACAAGAGUAUAGUGAAACCUGAAGCAUUGAAUUCCACACUGAUCAACGUGGUGCACCAUUUUCAUUUAAGCGAGGGUUUUAGGUAUGUAAAUGCUGACAGGGGAGUUUUGGUUAUUAACCACUACAAGUAUCAAGCGUGGGAGGUGUUCAAGGAGAAGUUCUAUAGGAGGGUAGCUACUUAUGUGGCUGAUUGGCAGAAUGAGCAAAAUGUGGGGUCUAAGGACCGAGCCCCGGGCUUGGGGACCAGAGCUGUUGAGCCACCAGAUUGGUCGAGUAGGUUUUGUGAAGUGACAGACACUGGGCUCAGGAACCUGGUAUUGCAGAAGUUUAUGGACCCACUAACCAACAAUUUGCCAUGGGAGGAGAUGGGAAGAGGUUAUGGAAAUCAAGCCUCCAUCAGUCACCCCUCUCUCUCAAGAAAGGAAAGCCACUUUUCUCUGGAUUCAAAUAAAAAAACCAAGAAAGACUCCAAAAUGGUGAGUGAAGAACAAAAGGAGAGUCCUAGAGUCCGGAUGCAAUCAAACCCAGUUGACAAUAGCCAAAAUAUGGAGAAUCUUUUCAGUCCCAGAUUCAAAUCCGUGGCUGCCAUGGCUGGUUGGGACGAAGAAUCUAUCCUUUUCGCAAGCCUUAUCGUUGAAGACACGCCAGAAAGACAGUUCAAACAUAAGAAACGCUCCGAUUUGCACUUCAAGACUCCACCUUCAACCAAUACAAGAAGGAAGCGGAGGGAUCAGAAGAAGAGUCCGAUUUCAAUUCCUGUACCUAUUCUAAAUCUUGAAGAAGAGGAGGAACUUGUAAUGAAAGAAAGUGAGAAAAAGAAGACGGAGCCGAGAAUUGCUGUAGAUGAAGAAAGUAAAUUAGGAGGAGACAAAUUAGCUAAAGACAACCCUGAUGCUUCUUGCUCAAACUCAGCUCUUCCUUGCAUGGAUAAACUUAGAGAAGAGCUUUCUUGUGCUAUUUGUUUGGAGAUUUGCUUUGAACCCAGUACCACUUCUUGUGGACACAGUUUCUGUAAGAAAUGUUUGCGAUCUGCUGCUGAUAAAUGUGGGAAGAAAUGCCCAAAGUGCAGGCAACUGAUAGGCAAUAGCAGAUCCUGUACGGUGAAUACAGUUCUUUGGAACACAAUACAGCUUCUGUUUCCUCAAGAAGUUGAAGCAAAGAUGGCAUCGGGCAGGAAAAACCAGAAAGAGCAUCGAAGCUCAGAAAGAAAAACCAAUAAUGAUUUAGGAAGCCGAAACGUUCGGCCUUCCAGAGCGUCAUACAGAGACACAACAAGCGUUCAGCCUUCUAGGGUGCCAAACAGGGGAGCGAUUAUCAAUAGAGGCAUGUUGCGCCAAGAUGACCCUUCUACUAGAGUGUCAAACAGAGAUGCAAGUACGAGUAGAGAUAUGUGGAACCAAGACGAGGAGGAUACUCCAUUGGUGCAAAGAUUGCGAAGAAGAGAAGCUCUUGAGCGGCUAAUAUUAAGCAGAGAAGCAACUGGGAGGAGAAGAAGAGGGAUACCAAGCCAAGAUGAGGAUACUGCAUUAGCUCUAAGGCUGCAGAGAGAAGAGUUUAUGGAAGCUUUUGGGGGAACUCAAGAGCAAUCAGGAAUCUCUCUUUCAUCAGCUAGAGCAAACUUGAGAGUCAUGGCAUCUAGAGCCGCCAUUAGCAUUCAUUCUAGAGGCCGGCCUAUAUAGUUCUUGAAUGUAGUUCCUUGACAUUUUGAUGUUUGGUUUGUAUCACCAAAUCCUUGAUAUUUUGAAUGUAGUUCCUUGACAUUUUGAUGUACUCCAACUCACUACUGCUGGCAAUUGUUCCACACCUAA
Messenger RNA from Populus euphratica (Euphrates poplar), 3503 nucleotides. Its product is annotated as zinc finger (C3HC4-type RING finger) family protein. The coding region runs from base 405 to 3374 and encodes 989 amino acids. NCBI's taxonomy places the organism in Eukaryota, Viridiplantae, Streptophyta, Magnoliopsida, Malpighiales, Salicaceae. Gene Ontology annotation, cellular component: cytoplasm. The record is from RefSeq and is a predicted model, not a curated record. The transcript is spliced from 8 exons. Gene Ontology annotation, molecular function: metal ion binding; glycosyltransferase activity.